Molecule: messenger RNA, 7183 nt
Organism: Balaenoptera acutorostrata (minke whale)
Lineage: Eukaryota; Metazoa; Chordata; Mammalia; Artiodactyla; Balaenopteridae
Gene: MSR1
Product: macrophage scavenger receptor 1
Exons: 8
Coding region: 24-1076 (350 amino acids)
Biological process (GO): receptor-mediated endocytosis
Cellular component (GO): membrane
Molecular function (GO): scavenger receptor activity
Source: RefSeq, a predicted model, not a curated record
UUUUCCACGUGUUUGGUAGAAGUAUGAAACCGUGGGAGAGCCCUCCCGAUCGACAGGAGGACACUGAUAGCUGUACGGAAUCUGUGAGGUUUGACGCUCGCUCAAUGACCGCUUUGCUUCCUCCGAAUCCUAAAAAUGGCCCAACUCUUCAAGAGAAAAUGAAGUCUUUCAAAGCUGCACUGAUUGCCCUUUAUCUCCUUGUGUUUGUAGUUCUUGUACCUAUCAUCGGAAUAGUGACAGCUCAACUCCUGAAAUGGGAAAUGAAGAAUUGCACAUUUGGUUCAGUUAAUGCAAAUGAUAUAUCUCCAAGUCUCGCAGGAAAAGGAAAUGACAGUGAAGAUGCAAUAAGAUUUCGAGAAGUCGUUAUGGAACACAUGAGCAACGUGGAGAAGAGAAUCCAAUAUCUUUCAGAUAAUGAAGCCAAUCUCAUAGAUGCCAAGAAUUUCCAAAAUUUCAGUGUAACAACCGAUCAAAGGUUUAAUGACGUUCUUCUCCAGCUAAGUUCCUUACUUUCCUUCAUCCAGGGACAUGGAAAUGUAAUAGGUGAAGUCUCCAAGUCAUUAAUAAGUCUGAACACCACACUGCUUGAUUUGCAGCUCAGUAUUGCAACACUGAAUGCCAAAGUCCAAGAGAAUGCAUUUAAACAACAAGAGGAGAUGAGUAACUUAGAUGAGCGUGUGUACAAUACAUCAGCAAAAAUUAAGUCUUUGGAAGAAAAACAAGUGCAUUUGGAACAGGAAAUAAAAGGAGAAGUGAAACUGUUGAAUAACAUCACCAAUGAUCUCAGGCUGAAGGAUUGGGAACAUUCUCAGACACUGAAAAAUAUCACUUUAAUUCAAGGUCCUCCUGGACCUCCAGGUGAAAAAGGAGAUAGAGGUCCCACUGGAGAAGUUGGUCCACGAGGCAUUCCAGGUCCAGUAGGUCCUCCAGGUCUUAAAGGUGAUCGGGGAUCCAUUGGUUUUCCUGGAAGUCGAGGAUUCCCAGGAUCAGUGGGGAAGACCGGGAGGCCAGGAAAUUCUGGACAAAAAGGCCAGAAGGGGGAAAAAGGGAGUGGAAGCAUGCUAAGACCAGCAUAACUCCCUGAUCGUAUUAGGGCAGGCCCCUUUGAAGAUCAGGUGGGUUGGGCGGGACACCCUGUGCUACCAUCUCACUAAAAGGACCUUCACCUCUGGACAAGUCACAGCACAACUGAUUCCAAGAUCCCUUUGUGGCUCCUCCAAACAACCUUGGUUCCCGAGUGGUGCCCGGCUUCCGCAUGCCUUCCUCUCCUGGUCCUUGGUACUGUUUGGGUCUCUGCUCCCCUGCUCAUACCUCUCCCCACUCCAGCACCCCACCAUCACCACCGUCCUGAGCUGGGACGCCUCCCAUGUACUGACUGGCGGGCUGUUCCUACCUUCCUGAGAGCCAGGCCAGGAGCCCUCUGCCACCCACUCACCUAGUGUCUCCUGAACCCAUCGGGUUCCAGGAGAAAUCUCAUGGAUACCGAUUACAUGUGCAUUCUUUACCCUCAAAAAUACCAGUCUCAACCAGAGAUAGGGAUGCCAUAAAAGAAUCCAUUUGUUCAUUCAGCAUAUGUUUAUUGUGUACCUCCUGGAGCUGGACUUAACAGCUAAUAAGAUAGCUGUUGUCCCUGGACUUCCUGAACUAAUUGUCCCAGAAAGACGUAGACAUGGAAACAGGCAGUUAUGUAAUAGAGCAGAGGUAUAUGGGGGCAAGGAACAGGGCUCCACAGGUGUUCAGAGUAGGUCACGAUGUUUAAAUUCCUUAGAAUUUUAAAAAAGGUAAAUUGACUUUGAUUUGCUUAGUUUACAUUCAUGUCUUCUUAUUCUCCAAUAUAUGGCAUAUUUUUUUUUCAAGUUCUAUAGUGAGGUCAAGUGGAGCUGGGGCAGUUCAUUCAACAUUUUUGAAUCAAAGACCAAAACUUGUUUCCUUAAAAUACCUAGCUGUUUCAAGCAAGACUAUUUUGAUCAUUAAAAAAAAAAAUGCUGAAAUUGUUUUAGUCUAAAAAGCUCUUUUCACCAGCCUGCUGCAUAAAAGCACAUGUAAAAAACAAAGUUCCUAAGUGUGCUAGUUAUGUUAUUGAAUAAAAACUGUAAAAAAAAAUUUUUUUUUAAAACACAACUCAUUGUACUUUAUGCUUUAAAUAUCCAGUAUAGAUCCUGGAGAAAAAGAAAUAUUUCAGUAGAACUGGAGAUAUUUUGUGUAGAUGAAGAAAGGGCUGACAGUGAGAAAGGAGAAAAUGUAAGAAAAGGCAAACUAAAAAAAGGAAAAAUGUGGGAUUCCAUGUUAGUUUUGAAUGUCUCUCUAUUAAUCAACAGAUUGAAUUUUCUCAACUCUCCUUUCCUUCAAGGUUUAACACAUAGUCCCAGGAUUCACAACAUUAAGAUUCUAGUAGAAUUCUCAGUAGUGUCCCUAUAUGUGUCUCCCCACUUCCAUUCAUUCCCCAGUGAAAUGGGCAUCGUAAUGCCUACCUCACUGGAUUGUUGUGAGGGUCACAUAAGAUAUUGUGUGCACGCAUAUGCUCUGUAAUACUAUAAAGUGCUUUACACUCAAAGGCAUAGUUCUCAGUGGUCGUGGUCUCUCUGAACCGGAGCUGCUCUUCCUCGCUGGUAUAAUGCAGACAUUUAAAAUCUGUAAUCAGGACAGGAGUGAGAGCCAAAUGAAAAUGCAAGAAGCUAAAUAAAUGCCAUGGACAAAAAGAAGCGCUGGAGAAUCAGAUAAGAUUUUACAUUAGAUAGAGCAACGCAAGUGUGACCAGAUCACAAAUCAAUGAGUUUGAGCCGAGCAAAAGAGCAUAAGUUAUAAAUAAAAGGAGUGACUGAACAGAGUGCACGCCAGAGGCCAGAAGCUGUCAACAGAGGUCAGAACAAAAUGUCAGGCUAAUAAAACAGGAGUUCCAGGCUCUGAGGAACAAAGUCUGAGCCCAAGACGCUGCUGAUGAAAAAGCUCCGAGAAGUGUUGAAACAAAUUAGAGUUGUCAGUGGUACUCUGGGUCUGUGCUGGCUUGACACCAAAGUCUCCAGGAAAAAAAGGGGCAGAGAGGUAUCAGAUCAUCCUCAGUAGUAGCAAACUGGCAACGAUGACGAGCCAGUUAAAGCAAACAUCUGGAGAUGAGUUGGAUCUCUUUGCCUGUGGUUUAAUUGGAUAGGACUUCCUACCCCAUUCUGUACCGGGGGGCAGGCAGCACCUGGGAGCCCUCUUCUUCUCCAGCAGUACUUGGUCCACACUUGCCACUGAUGGCCCUGAUCCCAGCGACCCUGGGAGACAAUGUCAGGGGAUUCAGUUCACCAGUUAUCUGGCACCCCAGACUGCAAAGGAAUUCUUAAGUGUGUCAAAUACGAACCUGAACUUUCCAAAUUAGGGGAGAAAGGCUUUUUUCUUUAGACAAAAGUAGAGGCUGAAAUGCCCUGUUCAAAUGCACAAAUUACACCAAAUUUAAUAACGUAUAAUAAAGAGAAAACAAGUCUGCCCCAAGUUCUAAAGCUUGUCCUAAUAGUUUGCUGUGUUCUCACCCUAACUUGAGAGUGUAUGUGUUUCAAGCAAACAGAAUUCCGGCCAUACAAUGAAACACUUUGUGUGAGGUUCUGUCCUCAACAUACCAAUUACUAAUGUGUCAUUUGUUAGUGUUUUCUACUGUGCUUUUAACCCAAUAAGACUGUAAUUAGGAUGUGGAUUUAGAGUAAAUGUCUUAUUUUGAAACUCAUACAAUGAUAUGAAAUAGCUGUAUGUCUUUCAUUUGAUUUCGGCUGAGGACUCAGCACAACCUUUAAUGAAUUCUGGUCUUUCUCCAAGCAUUCAGUUGACCAAAGGAAAGGCUUCUCUUCCAACCAUGAAAUAAGUAUAAUAAUGAGCUUUUAGAAAAUAUUUACUCUCCAAUGCAGGGGCUUUAAUGCGUUAUCUCAUCUGAUCUUCAGAAGAGCCUUUGAGGUAAGUCCUAUCAUCAUUCCCAUUUUAUAGAUUAGAAACUGAAGCUUACCACUAAGUGUUAGAACAGAAUCACAAAGCCUGGUGUAUUGAUCUCCAAAGUCCCUAUUUGUAACUGUGACUCCAUUCAACACUCCCACAACUAGCUUUAUAUAUUUUUUAUAUAUAAAUAUCACAAAUAUGUCAUACGGAAGGUGUGGAGAGAGGAAGAAGGAAGGGAGAGAAAGAGAUUUGUAAAGAGCCAUUUGGUUUUCUAGAAUGGGCCUAAUCAUUGAAAGACCUUAAGAUAAGAGUUCUUACAAUCUGAACUCCAUUAGGUCAAAUUCCCAAAAAGCAUUCUCAAUUAAUCUCUGUUAGUUUAUGUUUCUUCCUUCAUAUCCCAUUCCAGCCAUUGCCUCCAGUCUUUUCCCCCAAGUAUAUUAACUCAGAAACAUAGUCUUUCUAGAAUGCUUACGUAGCCUCCAUUAUUGUAUUGAGAAUUACUCAUAUGCACAAGGGCAAGAAGCUACCCACUAAUAUUCUGUCUUUAUUUCCAUAACUGGCUCAAUUUGAACUUUUUUUUUUUCAAUAUAAUGUGGUUGCUUUGAUGUCCUCUUGUUUUAUUGUGUCUCUCGUUUAACCUCUCACUGUCCUUUUCUCAGUAGCCCAGCUGGGCUUCAGCAGAGCAGAGUGUACCUGAGCAGUAAUGUCUCCAGCUGAUUUAGAUAAAUGCUGCUCAUUCUUGACAGUUACGUGGUGUUUCAAGCUUUACAUGAUUCCAUAAAUGGGCGCUAAAAAUGUAUAGUAUUCCAUUAACACAAUACAUGUGUUUCUUUGUAGUAUGUAUAACUAAUAUGUCUUGUAAAUUGAAAUAGAGAUUUAAAUCAGUAGUGAAUCCAGUGGUUAGCACUGGUCCUGUUUAGGAGUUAUCCCAGCUGACUUACAGCCUGACUCUCACCAGAGCUAAUGAGAAGGAAGAAAAAAGAACACAUCAAUACGGUUCCAGCCAGGUCUUCUGCAUUAGCAAAAUUUGAAAUUCCUCCAGUUAUGUGCUGGAGUUCAGAUGGAGUAGAGAGACCCAACACGCCACUUCCCCUGCCUCCACGACCUCGGAGGACCAAAUGGCUUUCUUCUUCAGAGAACCAGGUCCUGGCUUCCUGUUCUGCAGUAAAUGUAGUCUUACGCUAAUACAAAAUUGUUUCUUUUGUUCCAAUUCAAGCACUUACCGAAUAUAGGUUAUAGGUUCUAGCCUUUUUUUUUGGCUGCACCAGGUGACUUGUGGGAUCUUAGUUCCCUGACCAGGGAUUGAACCCGGGCCCUGGGCAGUGAGAGCACGGAGUCCUAACCACUGGACCACCAAAGAAUUCCCAGUUAACAACCUAUCAUUUGCUCCCUUAACCUGGCUUCUCUGGCCAUGCAUUGCCCUACAAUGUGAAUCUCAAGACGAGAUUCCCUAGAACAACACAGUUACUUGCUUGCACAUGAAGUGUCCCAGAAAUAUCUCCCACUGUGGCUUAACCUAGAUCCUGACCCUUUCCUGGGGUACUACAGUUAUUCUUAUCCCCUGCUUCACCUGAAUUGUCACUCAUAUCCUGCUUAAUCCACUGUGAAGUAAGAACUUUAAAGUUAUAAUAGAUUUACUCAAUAUCAUCUGAGGUUUGGUACAGUUUAUUUUGACGCAACACAUUCUCAGUCUUCUAAUUAUUCAGUCGCUGAACUGUGGGUGUGCAGUGUCAUCGUGGUUAACUUUGCUAAGCCACUAAUUUCCAAUGUAACCAAAUGUCUACGACCCAGCUAUUCUGCAGUCCUCACAUCUUGGGGGUCAGUUCUUUAAUAUUGAAAUAAAAUUGUUUGAGCACCAACCUCACAUUCUAAGGCAAUUCCAGUGCCUCUUGCCUGAAGUAGAUUGACGAAAAUACAGAAAAAUUAUAUUCCCCAUGUCUCCUCAUUCAAAUCCCUGCCACGGCUGUGAUAGUGGGUUUAAUAGGGUUUCUAGAAAUUCAUGUGCUCCUGAAACCUCAGGAUGCAACCUUAUUUGGAAGUAGGGUCUUUGCAGGUGUAGUUAGGCUAAGAUGAGGUCAUGUUGGAUUCAAGUGGUCCCUAAAGCUAACAACUGGCGUUUUUAUAAGAAGAGGAGGCCACAGAGACGCGGUGAAAACCUGGAGACAGAGGCAGAGAUUAGAGUGAUUCGGUUACAAGCCAAAGAACACUGAGACUGGCCGGAGUCAUGAGAACCUAAGACAAGGCAAGGAAGGAUUUCUCCCCAGAGCCUUCAAAGAGAAAACAGCCCUGUGGACAUCUUGAUUUCAGACUUCUGCCCUCCAGAACUGUGAGAAUAAAUUUCUGUUGUUUUAAGCUGCACAAAUUGUGACCAUUUAAUAUCGUAGCCCUAGGAAACUCACAUGCCUAUGCAUCUGUGGUCGCUCCGUUUCCCCCAUGUCACUCAUUCCAACAGUGAGCGCCACACCUCGCCCUUCGUUUGAGGAUGUUCCCUAGCUCCACCUGGGGAUCUAAGAGAAUUUUACUGAAGACUGAUUCAUAACAGGAAAAUGUGAGCAGAAGAGUCUACAACUUUCAAGUUGAACCUUAGAGUUUACUGUGUCGAAAUUCCUGGCUAGAUUAGACUCCAAAUUUUCCUCACUGGCCGCUCUCCGCAGUCUCUCCCCUGCCAUCAAAAUACCUUGCAUACCCCUGCUCCACUGAAAUCUUCUCCCUCUGGUUUCUCCUCUUUACCCUGUUUGGGGACUUCCAAAAUACUUGUUUUCUUUGACUUCUGGAGUAAGAUUCAAAAUCUGUUAAAUUAUUUUUCCAAGAAAUUCAACCUAUUUCUCCAAACAUCUGAUAUCCAGUGUAAAAAAAAAAAAAAAAAAAUCAGUCAAUCUAAGAAAGAAAUGGAAAAUUUUAUUCGGGCCAAAUUUGAGGAUUAUAACUCAGCAAGAGCAUCUCAGGUCUGAGAACUCUUCCGCCCAUUAGAAGUCAAGGCACAGUUAUAUAAGUUUUUUGAGACAGAGGGCUGUACAUCAAAUGAUGUAUUAUUGACAGUUUACAUGAUCCAGAUCUAAGGGUCAUCGUGGUAAGUCAUGUGAUCCCGUACAAGAUCAAGAAGGAAUGUUAUCUUUGAAGGAGUUGUCUUGCUAAUGCUAGGAGAAUGUUGUUCUUUAUGGUUGAGCAGGUAUUUCUGCUGAUGGGGGAGGUCUGGUCGAUGCAUAAGGCAGAUACACGAUGCACAGUAGAAGGGAGAGUGGAAUCCAAAGGGCAGAGAAAAUUUUUUUAUGUUUAA